This is a messenger RNA of Ornithodoros turicata, 1400 nucleotides long. RefSeq lists its product as uncharacterized. Lineage: Eukaryota; Metazoa; Arthropoda; Arachnida; Ixodida; Argasidae. The transcript is spliced from 7 exons. The record is from RefSeq and is a predicted model, not a curated record. The coding region runs from base 49 to 1122 and encodes 357 amino acids.
UAUUACCUACCAGAGACACCUCUCGAUGUCGCAACCACAAUCAAGAACAUGAGGAGGGGUGACAUCCCCGAAGCCUUCAGGAGAAGGGUUGUCGAUUGGGUGUAUUAUGACCUGUGCACGUACUCAAUGUACCCCGGAAAGCUGUAUAGAGAAGCUGCUCAACAGCUUGUCAGGCGGUACCCCGUGCUCAGGGACGUCUCUCUAGAAGGGCAUGGCUCAUGGUACAUGGCGUUACGAAACAAAGGCAAGAACGGUAGGCGAAGAUUGGGAAACAGCAUGCCUGAGGUAAAUGCUGCCAUGGAAAAAAGAAGGUCACACAAAGAAAAGGGGGCUGAGGCACAUCCAAGGGAACCACAACACAUUCCACGGGAGUGUACCCACGCUUCUGUCUUUGGAGAAGGAGAGGACGAAGCAUCCAUCAAUGGCCACAUGGCUUUCAUGGCUAAAGAGAUGAGGAAGCGUGUCUUUGACAAGGAAAAAGUGAAGAAUGCAAUGGACAGGACGUUUCAGGCACGGAGAAACUGGAUAAAGACCGAGCGUCCACUAGUGCAGGACGUACUGAACAAGUACCCUGCAUUAAGACAUGAAGAAGAAGUUAGGAAUGAAUUCCAGCGCCUCACUGGCGUAGAAGCAGACACUUCGCUGCUCUCCUUCAUAAACAACUGUGGCGAAAAGGUACUGCAGCUAGCUUCACAGAAGAGAGCUCUCCAGGCUGAACUGAAAGCAUUUUGGAAGGAACUAGAACAGCUGCCAACGUCAGAACAAAAGUACUACUUUGCCAUCGGAGUAAUAAAGUCCCUGCCAGGUCUGCUCAGAGAGAAUUGGCAGAGACUCGUGGUCAAGCUGGAACCCGGCAUCCAGCACACUUAUCCGACCAUCACCUACACAGGCGAUGACCUGCUUACAACUGGGAGCAUCAGUGUUGUUGCAGAAGGACUCUCAGUCAACGUCUUGGAUGCCACCUCAGCUGUAUCGCUGUUGUUGUGUUUGUAUUGGACCUUUAAUAUUGAGUAUUCGCCAGUCAUUAAGAACACUCUCUCUGUACUAGAACGAAUGAUGGGGGUGAAGUACACCCGCCUAACAGCCCUCCCACUGCGGGUUGUAACAGCGCUAACAGCUUGAUGUGGACUCUAUUCCUCUCUUCAGCUUUAACCACAUAGACAAUGUGUUCAAAGUUGCGGUCUCAGGUUACGUGGAUGAUUUUCUACUCCAGUCACGCGCUUAAAGACAAUCAGUUAACUAACUUUUAGCUAUUACUGCUAACAAGUGUGUUCAUUUAGUAAACUUUGAGGUGGCCAUAUUUCUAGGUCAUUCCAUUUCAUACAAUCUUUGUAGCGUGUCCAUGUUCCGAGACAUUUAACUUCUUAUUUCGGCAAUUUGUGUAAAUACGGAUGUCUGAA